CGCCCAAACAAAAACAAAUCAGUCGCUUGUUCUUUAUUGCAUAAUUUUUUGUUCAUUUUCGGUGAAUCCACCGCUCCAAAAAUACUUAAAAAAUAUAAUUUCGUCCCGUGAACCGUCCCCACAAUGAACUAACUCGGCAUUUCGUGUAAUUAAGUGGCAGCUGUUAACUUAGAACAUCACUUAGAAUCGCACAGCCUUCAAUUAUUCGAAUUUGGUAUCGGAAUUUAUGUCAUCACUCAACGAGUUUCGAGCAACAUAGAAGAAAAUCUACGAAAAAAAUACUGAACUAGAAGCGCGUCAAAAGUCGAGAUGGGCGGGUGUUUCAGCAGUGAAGAGGAAAAAAAAGUUCCGUUGCAAGUCAAAGGAUGUACAGACGUUUUUUGGCUAAUUGUAUUCAUUCUGUUCGCAUUGGGAAUGGCAGUAAUUGCUGUCUUCUCAUUCGUGUACGGGAAUCCGCUGCGUGUGAUUAACGGCUACGACUCGUUCGGCAAUACGUGCGGCGUGAAGAAGAAUACGAAAUACAACAAUUUCCCGCUGAGUGGUCGUGAUACGAGCGAGGAAAAGUACCUGUAUUUCCUGAAUCCCAGCGAGCUGUCACAUUCCUUGAAAAUUUGCGUAAAACGGUGUCCCAAGCAAACUUUGAACAACACCCAACAAUUGUACAACUACUACAAGGAACACGAGCACAAAGGCGUCAAAUAUCAGGGACAUCGUUAUUGCCGCUACGAUUUUGACUACGAAGAGUUGAUCCGGAACCCCAAUCGCGAUUACAGUAGUUCACUUGGGCCAUGUACCGUUUUUCCCGUGUACAAGGGACGCUCGAUUUUGAACCGAUGUGUGCCCACGGAAUCAGCUGGCAUCGCAAAAGUCACGGAAUUUUAUCGAUUAUUGAACAAUUUGGACUUGGUGCAGCAAAUUUUGCAGGAUUUCUACAAGUCAUGGGGAUAUAUUUUGGGAAUUUCCGCAAGUGCCGUCAUCUUUUCCGUCGUUUUGAUUUGUUUGAUGCACUGUUUGACGCAAAUUGUGGCCUGGAUCAUUUGUAUUUUCGUCGCGAUCGCCAGUGUUGUCAUCACAAUUGUCCUUUGGAAGAACUAUUAUGAGGUGAAAUCCGAAGUGGAUGCCUUGAAGGACGCCAAUUACUUGGAUACGAUCUUGAGAAAUGAGACAGCGAUCUUCGUUUUGGCCAUAAUUGCCACUGUGGUCAUGAUAACGAUCAUUAUUUUGGUUUUCAUCAUCAAAGACAAGAUUAAGGGACUUGCGGCGUUGUUUGAAGAAGCUGGAAAAUGCAUGUUGCAACUUCCGGGGCUUGUUUGCCCGCCAUUUUGGGCAUUUUGCUGUCUCUUGUUGUACAUCGCCUUUUGGUUGACCGUCGUGAUUUGCUUGGCAUCCGCUAAUUAUCCGUUCCAGAAGCCCAUUAUCCCGUUGGAAGCUGCCAAGGGAGAUAUUUUCGCCAAUUCAACCGACUUGCAACCGCAAAAUAACACGGGAUCAGGCGAUUAUCGGUCACUUUUCGCCGUGGAAUAUGUCGAAUCGAAAAUUUUGAAGCACAUGACAAUUUACUACCUCAUCGCGCUCAUCUGGGUCUCGGAAUUCAUCUUUGCCUGUUCCCAAAUGGCCAUUGCCGGUGCCGUGGCUUAUUGGUAUUUCAAAAUUCCCACCGAUUCGCCCGUCGCCAAAGCAAGUUCGAAACUCGUCAAGUACCAUUUGGGCUCUGUGGCGAAAGGAUCUUUGCUCAUCACGCUUUUUAAGAUCCCCCGAUUGAUCCUGACCUACUUGUAUGCCAAGAUGAAGGCAAAGAAGGGCGAAAGUGGAUGUGCGGAAUGUGGAUUGAAAUGUUGCAUUUGCUGUUUUUACUUGUUGGAGAAGUUUAUUCGGUACUUGAAUCAUAAUGCGUACACCGUGAUUGCCAUUGAGAGUUUGAAUUUCUGUCCGGCAGCGGGAGUUGCGUGGAAUUCGAUGGCUUCGAAUGCCUUGCAAGUGGCGACAAUUAACGGAAUUGGCGAUUUUAUAUUGUUUUUGGGAAAAUUGGCAGUGGCAGCAGUUUGUGGUUUAAUUGCUAUUUUUGUGCUCAAGGGAAUGGAAGAGAUUCAGCAGUAUAUGGUCGUGGCAGUUUUCAUCUCGAUUAUUGCCUUCUUCAUUGCUCACAUUAUUUUGUCACUUUAUGAGAUGGUCGUUGACACCCUCUUCCUCUGCGUGUGCGAAGACAAAAACAUCAACGGUCUCGGCGGUCGCUGGAAGGAAAGCAAUCUUGCUCACUUGCUUGGAGAGGAACCGGCGCGCAACGGACACAGCGAAGUGGACGCCAUCGAAGCGCCCAUGCAACAAGUCGAGUUAGCUCCAAUCACGCGUCAACCAUUCCACUACACCGAAGAUGCUCCGCAACCCAAAAUGCCUUUCCAUCACACCGUCGACGAAUAA
Culicoides brevitarsis is the source of this 2418-nucleotide messenger RNA. RefSeq names its product choline transporter-like 1 (gene Ctl1). Bases 310 to 2418 code for a protein of 702 amino acids. The record is from RefSeq and is a predicted model, not a curated record. Gene Ontology annotation, biological process: transmembrane transport. Gene Ontology annotation, molecular function: transmembrane transporter activity. NCBI's taxonomy places the organism in Eukaryota, Metazoa, Arthropoda, Insecta, Diptera, Ceratopogonidae. The transcript is spliced from 3 exons.